ACUGUUAUUCACUUACUCAAGAACAUCAGAUCAAUCAAUAUUAUACUACUCAAAUACCACUCAUACAAUCAUACAAUUAGAGAGCUACUGUUGUCUGAUUAUUUGUACACUUCAAAAGCUAAACGCCUACUAUUGGUUUUACAAACAAAGCUAAAUCCCAUACUAAAAACCUACUACUUCAUCAACCACUUGCCACUUCAUCAACUCACUACUUCAUCAACAACGCCUCAACCUACCUAUAACCCUUGCAAACCUCUAAAACCUAUAGCAAACAUCAAAACAACACCCUCAACAAAACAUCAAACAUAAUCAAUCAUGACAACCCGAUACCAAGUCACCGAACCUCACCCUCACGUCCCUACAUCCUCAUUCAUCCAUUCCGGACGAGGAGGAGCAGGAAACACAUUCAAAGCACCCAAGACCACCGAAGGCAGCACAGCCCACGGACCCGCCUCACUCUUCUCCCGCGGUCUUCCCCAAACCUCAUCUAAAUUCAGCAGCGGCCGCGGCGGCGCAGGAAACAUCCUCCCAUCAUCAAAGAAAGCACCAUUUUCCUUCGACGAAGAACUCGAGCGACAAAGCACUCGCGAGAAGAAGAUGAGCGAGGGAGGCAUGUGGCAUGUAGGUCGAGGCGGUGCCGGAAACUAUGCUAGUGGAAGACUAGCUAGUGAGCGUAAGAGUUCGACCAGCUCCGAGGAUAGCGAUGGUAGUAUUAGGAGUGUGAGGAGUGGGGGAUUUUUAGAACGUUGGACUUCGAGGUCUUCUUCUGUGAGAUCUUCGUAGGAUGGAGAGUUCUUUUGACUCUUGCUCUUUUAUGAUGUCGACGGUUUUAACUCUUUACACUUUAUACUUACGAAGCAUUACUUUGGCGUUUCAACAUCACUACUUUAACUUCACUCUUAAUACACAAUUCCAUUCACCGCAUCAUCAUAUUCAACAAACGGCGCAACAAACGGAUGGACACGGCAAAUAGCAAACGGGGCAGGACAGGGGGCAAACGGGGAACCAAAAAAAGUUAUUGAUUGGGACCUAGGAAGAAUUACAGCAUUGCCAACUGGCACAAUCCAUUUUCUAAAGUAAUCAUGUCCUGGAGAUUCUCAUGUUUCUUUCUUCUCUCAAUUCAAUGAGGGACUUGCUUUAUGAUACCCCGGAUUUUCUAUAUUUGAGGAGAGAGGAGAGAGACGAGGG
Messenger RNA from Sclerotinia trifoliorum, 1188 nucleotides. The record is from the annotation of a GenBank genome assembly. Lineage: Eukaryota; Fungi; Ascomycota; Leotiomycetes; Helotiales; Sclerotiniaceae.